Molecule: messenger RNA, 996 nt
Organism: Mesorhabditis spiculigera
Lineage: Eukaryota; Metazoa; Nematoda; Chromadorea; Rhabditida; Rhabditidae
Source: the annotation of a GenBank genome assembly
AUGAACUCACCAACAAAUUACGAGGAUCCAACCUUCUUCAAAACGUCUUCAAACGUACUCCUUGUUGUCGGGACGCCAUUUAAUAUAUUUACGCUAUGGAUUAUAAUAAAGACCCCGUCAGAGAAAGCGUCAUCAUAUCGUUGGCAUUUGGCUUGGUUUCAGUUCUGGGCGAUCCUCCAAGAGCUGAUUUUUCACGGGGUAUGUCCCGAAUUCUAUUUGCCGACCUUGGCUGGUAGUAUGUUAGGCAUCUUAAACCUUAUUCAUCCAAGAGUGCUGCUGUGUUUCGGAGCCAUGUUCGUAGUGGGGAUGCUGGCAUCUACCCUCCAAUGUUUUGCCUAUCGUCAUCAGGUCCUGCUACCUCUUGAGAGUCGUCUUCACCUUUCGAAACGCACAGUUCUCGGCAUUUCUCUGGUUCACUACUUGGUACCAACAGUCUGGUUUAUGAUUGGAGCUCUAACAGCGCCGAUUGAAAAAGGACCUAAUUCUGAUAUUCUACGCGCUACUGUCCAGGAAGAUCCUUCACUAUCCUACAUGUUUUCUUUGGAUACACUUUAUAUCAUAGACCGUAGGCCAUUGUUACCUCCAUUUAUUGAAUUUUCGAGCUUCACGAUAUUAGCAACUUCAUUAGUGGCAGUGAUUUGUUAUGGGAUACCUCUGGUUAUCUUCCUCGUUUGGCAUUCCUAUACCCUACUCAACGACCAUCAUUCUACAAUGAGCAGGAAGACCAAGCGGAUGCAUCGUAAAUUUUUCCGGGUUUUGAUUAUUGGGGUAUCGAUCCCUCUCGCAACGUUGGGAGCACCAUACGUUGCCGUUUUGCUCACCGUCUGGGCCCAGAUUUGGCUGCCACAAUGGUCGAUAAACCUAUUAGCAGGUAUCCAGUCGGCACAUACUACAAUUACAUCCGUUACCUUGCUCACGGUUACUGCUUCGUAUCGUAAAUAUAUCCUCGGAAAAGUGAUUAGGUGCCUACACAGGAAAGUCGAGCCUGAGCCUAAA